Mesocestoides corti is the source of this 681-nucleotide messenger RNA. NCBI's taxonomy places the organism in Eukaryota, Metazoa, Platyhelminthes, Cestoda, Cyclophyllidea, Mesocestoididae. The record is from the annotation of a GenBank genome assembly.
AUGUCUGGAGAGUCCUCCACCUUUUUCGACAAAUUUUCAAAAAACCCAUCAUGUGAAACUGUCCUUAACAUUGAGGAAUUGUUACGGUUUUCGGGCGUCAUCAUUGAGUUCUGUGGUAAUAUUUCAUUAAUAUUACUUAUAUUGUCCAUAGAAUUGCAAAGCGUCGCCCUGGCUCCUGUUAAAAAGGAUGUAGGCGGGAAUAUAAAAAAAAUUGACAAAGCGCGGCACAAAUACAACGUCACAACCGUUGAAGAGAUGUUAAUUAAAGAAAUUGAAGUAAAGGUGAAUAAGAAUAGUGAUUCGGGAACAAUGGCCUUGUUGUGGCUAAAACGGGCCAUAGAGUUAAUUAUUGAAGUUUUGGCUGGAUUAGCUGAGUCACCAAAUCUUGAAAUGAAGGACAUUGUCUAUCCCGCCUACGAAAGGACGCUGAUGAAGCAUCACAACAUCAUAAUGAAAAGCGCAUUUAGUGUUGGACUAAGGUUAUUCCCUGACAAAAAGACAUUCCUGCUGCGUUUGGCUUACAACCAGCCGAACAUGGAAACACAGGUUUUGAAAAGUAUGAAAGAAUUUGUUGACGAGUAUCGCACAAUUACUGAUCCUCUUCACCAGUUGCUUGUGAAGUAUGGUGCCGAGGGAACUCCAACUCCAGAAGCCGACGCUGCAGCAGUCUCUCAGCAAUGA